AUGGAAGGCCGAUGCGGAAACUGCACAGAAGAAAUCGGAGAGGGCGCGGCUCCGGCAAAAGGCGGAGCCUCGAGACUUGGGAACUCUGGCGAGACGUCGAGAAAAAGGUCCGCGGACAUGAAGCCGCUACGCUUCCGUCCGAAGCCAGCGCUGUGCCGAAAUCCCCCCGAAUGGCGAGGCGCAAGAGGCGCAGAAGGCGUCCACGACAAAGCGGGCGAAGAACAGGAAGAAGAUGACACAGGGACGGAGGAGAGCUGGAGCAAGAUUCCGCCCUUUGGAGGCGACUCGGCGGGGAGCCGCUUCCGUGUUUCCGCGAAGUGCGCUGACGAGUCCGACGCGGCGCUGGGCGUCUCCGGGCGCGCGCCGCGCGAGGCCACGACGACUGCGAGCGAGGCUGACGACGCGUGCGAAGGGACGGAUGAGAGUGCGCAGCAGUCUGCGUUUCCCCGCUUCCUUCCCCACGGACGAGUCAAGCAUCUCGAGCCUGCGGGCUGUCAGAGCAGUCAGCAUGGCGCGACGCACCUCGCGGGCCGAUCCGUGCUGGUCUCUGUGUCCACUCCGAGCCGAAGGCAGGUCUUCGCUAGGCGCGUUUCGCUCUUCUGCAUGCGCCAGACCAUUCGUCUGCUGCGUUUUCUGCGCUUUCUCUGGGCAGCUCUCGCUCGCGCGGUUCUGCCUGUCUCUCUCGUGGAACUCGUCGAAUCGCACACGCGCAGAGCCAGCAUCCUGGUCAUUUGCAAGUCGCGCGAAAAGAACGAGGACGCCUGCUCUCCACGAUCUCCGUCGUUGUCUCCGUCUGCGUUCCCUUCUGUCUCUUCUCCUGUCGCCCUCACCUCGGAGCUACGCGCUGCAGGAGGGAGAGAACAACGCGGAGGGACGGCGAGCCCGAGAGUCCUACGCGAAAGAAAAGCUCGAGACGAGGACGGAGAAGCCGACCUUCUUCGUCUCACCCCCGAGGAGCUGCUCACCCUCGCGACUGAGGCUUGGGAGUGGGUGUCGCUUCCCUCCGUCCAAGUCGCCUUGUCCAGCUCUUCGCCAGUCCAGUUUGCCAAGAGACGCGCCCUCGCCUGGGUGGAGCCGCUGAAGGCGAGCCGGGAAUGGGCGUUUCCAGACAGCGACGAAUGGCGGCUGUCGCUCUUCGGCGCGACAGAGGAGAGACAGCGCCUCGCGUCACCUGCUGCUGGCCCCUGUGUCCUUUCCGGAGGCGAACUCCAGUCGGAGGAAGAGACCUGCGAGACCAGAGAAGCAGAGAGACGAGAGAGACACGGGGGAAGCGACGCACAAGACACACACAAGAGGGAGAGGAGCCCGCUUUCGGUGUGUGCCUUCUUUGUCUCCGCCGUCGCCGUCUUGAAGAGAAAAGCAGUGAACCAGUUUGAAGCGGCGGCCGCGUGGCUACCGCAGGAAUUCACCGAACUAGCUGCGGCCGCUCUUGACAGAUACAACUGCAUGCACGAGGCGCUGCGGGGCCUUCGUGCGCUUCUAACUGAGCUCGAGGGCAAAGCGCGACAGCUUGUUAACGAGGGCGUCUCCGUUUCUUCUCUCUCGCGAUUCGUGUCCGAGACGCUGGCCUGCGUGUCGCGCCAGGCGCGCCAAACGCCCGCGGAAGCGCCGGCAAAUCCGGCAGAGGCGGACGAGAGAGAACACGAAAGCGAUUCCGAAGAGGAAGUAUCUGACGAUGACAUGCACCCGCGAGGACAAUCGAUGCUCGAGAGACUUCGGAAGGCCUGCGAUCGAGCUCAGACCUGGCAUGUGGAGGCGUUUGACCUCGCCCAGACGGUGCUGGCCGAGAGCUGCAAGAAGCUGACGAACCGAGUGAAGCGAACGGUCUCAGAUGGACGCGCCCUCUUUCACGCAGCGUACGCGUUGCUUUGCGGGCUGCUUCGUGGCCCGGUAAAGUCUUUCCAGGUCUUGGCGAUGCCAGAUUCGCCUGUCGCGUGA
This is a messenger RNA of Neospora caninum, 1938 nucleotides long. RefSeq lists its product as hypothetical. Bases 1 to 1938 code for a protein of 645 amino acids. The transcript has 4 exons. Lineage: Eukaryota; Apicomplexa; Conoidasida; Eucoccidiorida; Sarcocystidae. The record is from RefSeq and is a predicted model, not a curated record.